AUGGUUUUGUACAAGAGAAAGCCGAUAAUUCUUCCUGAUCCAUUACCUUUACCUGAUGAUCUUAAUAUCUACGUAUGGCAUAUCGACGAAACUGGGGAAUGGUUUUUCUCAUACGAAGAAUAUUUGAAAAGAUUAGAUUUUUAUAUGAGACAUCAUUUCACAUGUGAAAUUACAGGUACUUCAUGUCUAACCUUUUUCCAAGCAUUAGAUAGUGAAGAAGCCCAAUUUAAAUAUGUUGAAGAAAAAUUCCCAUUGAAACUUAGAGAACCUGUGGCAAGAUUUUUGCAUUUUAACGUAAUUAAAAGAUUAGACUCUUUAGUAGAACAGGUAUACGCUAAAUUUAAAAAUGAUUACUUUCCUGGUGAAGUAGUAUAUUUACGUAGACCUAAAGAACCUAAUCAACCAACAGGUGCAGCUGCCACUUCUAAUGGUACACCUUCCUCAUCAUCAUCACAUAUACCUACUUCAAAAGGAUCCGAUAAUCCAACUACAUCAAAUCAACCACAGUACCAAAGUCCGUAUAUUGUAAAAGAAAAGGCACAAUUUAACGCAACGAUUGAUCCAAAGACUGGUUCUGUUUCUGUACCAGGACACUGUAAAUAUAUGCUAAUUGAAGAUGAUUCUCAUCUAUAUGAAAAUGGACAACGUUUGCAGCCUGGUCGUGAACCAACCGGGAAAUCUAUAAUUGUAGAUCAAUCACAGAUAUACAGAGAUAGAUCAUCUUUUACUAAACAUCUAAUUAAAUGUUUUUUUAAGAUUACUCUGCAUAAAGCAUCUUCGAAAUCAGGAGCUCCUUGGUCUGUAAAACCAGAGUAUUUAAGUAUGUAUGGUUUAACCAUGAAUUGGCCACCUGAGUUGAUCCAAUUUAAGGAUGAUGAACCUAAUAUCGAACCAACCCCUGUCUCAGAAACUCCAGUUGACCUAUCUGGCGAAAGCAGUGCAAAAAUAAAGGGCAAGAACAAGAGAAAGAACGAUUCUGAAACUAAUGAAAGUGGAAUCGAUGAAGAAACGAAUAAGAAGAAGAAACUAAAUAGUAAUGACGCUAAAGAUAUUGAAAAAGAAGAUAUUAAGGUUGAACAAUCUACCGAACCAGCAAUUGUUAUAAAUACAAUUGUUGAUGAUCUAGAAAUACCCUUCAAGCAAGACGAUGAAUCGUUCAUUGGUAAUCUUCAAUAUUAUAAUGAUAAUCUAGAAAGUGUUCGUUUAUCGGAUAUGCGCUCAUCAUCCCUUCACAAUCUCCCUCAUUUUGAGAGGGUAUUACAAAUAUAUCAAUUUUUAAUCAGUUUCAGUGAUACCUUAUUAUUAUCAAGAUUUAAUUUUGAUCAAUUUAUUACAUCUAUUAAGUGCACAGAUGAAUAUGAAUUAAUUGGAGAGGUAGUGGAGGUUUCCCUUCGAAAUGAUGAAGACAAAAAAAAUAAGACUAAUGAAGACGUUAAUAACGGCUCUGACUCUGAUAAUUCCGAAGAAGAGAACAAUAGUGAUAUGGAGUCUAAACCAGUAAGUGACUGGAAAAGAAACUCCAAAAUUCGUGCAAUGAUUGAAUCAAAAGCAUUAAACGCAAACGAACCUUUGAAAUAUAAAAUCUUAAAAAAUGACCCAGCAUCAGAUGAUGUAAUUGACAAUGUUAAUAGUAAUGGUACAGCUAUUCUAGUAGAAUCAUUCAUAGCUCUACUGUCGCUUUUCAUCAACGAAAAAGGAGAAUGGGUUACAAUUGUUUCCGAAGAUUGGUAUGAUAUGCCGAAUGACCUGGCCAAACCAGAGACUAAAGAAGAAAAGGAAACAGAUAUGGAAGUCAACAGUGAUGUGAAGACUGAAACUGACAAUAUUACAAAUGACAAUGAAAAAGAUAUAGAGAAAGAUAUCAAAAAUGAAUCCGAUUCAGAUGAUGAAUUAUCUGAAGAAGAAGAACGUAUAGAAAAAUGUUUAAACUUUCGUAACGUUCAUUGGAGUGAAAGAUUAAUAAAAAGACAAUUCAGUAACCAUUUUUGGUUAAUUAUUUUAUUAGGUAUUUUCCAAGAUAGUUUAGCAAUGCCUAAAUACACCAACUUUGCAAAAAUUUUCAGCAGUAAAUUAGUGCCUAAACAGGUAUCCGCCACUCAUCUUCCAAAGCAAUUAUGGAGAAACUUCUGCCGUGAAUUUACCUUUUCAGAAAAAAUUGAAGCAUUAUGGAUGUUGGUAGACAUGGUUACUCACUAUUCUCAAGAUAUCAAGCAAGCUGUUGAUGAUUCUCUGGAACUAUCAAACCAAAUCAGAUCAGAAAAAUUUAAAAUCGCAAGAGAAAUAAAAAGUUUAAUCUCUGAUUUAUGUAAAAUUAAUGCAGAUACCGAUGUUCAACAUUACAAGGAUGUUCAGGCAAAAAUCGAUAGUCUUCAAAAAGAUAAGACAUUCUUAGAAAGGCAGAUUUUAGAAGCUGAGUUACAAAGACUGAAACCUCUAGGGAUGGACCGGUAUGGUAACCGUUUCUUUUGGUUUGGACUUUCGGGUGUACCUGUACAUGUAUAUUCAGAGGAAGAACUAAAUGAAAACAAUGUUGAACUCAAUUAUUCUACUGGUAGACUAUUUAUUCAGGGUCCUACUAGACAAAUGGCAAAAUACCUUUUAAAGAUAACAGAUGACGAAUUAAGUAAUUGGAAAUUACUAUGUGAAAAGGAUGGGAAAGCUUCGGCGACAAAGGAAGUUUUUCACGUAUAUAAACGUGAGGAUGGCUCAAUAUGGUCUAUCGGUUCUGAAAAUAAUGACAUUGAUAUCGAACUCCUUUCUAAAGACGGGAAAUUAAACCCAUCAGUGACAUUAUCAUUUAUACAGAAGAUGAUAUUGGACGAAUCGCCUGAAUAUCUUAUGUUAGAUGAAGGAAUGUGGUACUCGGUUAACACUGUUGACGACUUAGCCUCCAUACUGAACAGACUUAAUACAUGGGGUAGAAAAGAACAUGAUCUUUUAAGACAAUUUAGAAAUACCACAUUAGACAUAGAGAAUUCAAUGCUGGUACGAAACAAAAUUUUAAAUCCUCCUGAAUUCAGUGAUGAAGAAAAUAAAUUACUCGAAGAACUAAAUGAAAAUGCGUUAACCGUUAAUGAACUACAGGUAGAUAAUGAAGGACAUAGCGAAAUAUCGAGUUCUAAUAAUGACAAGACAAAAGAAGAAACCGACGAAGAUAGACUUGACAUUAUAGAAGUAAGGUUGGACGAAAUAGCAGAUGAGAUUAUGAAUUUAGAGGAUUCUUCAAAAACCAGAGCAAUAUUAACACAAAUCAAAACUCUAGAAGAUGAACGAGAUGAACUUCUGGAAGAGAAAGAGCAGAAAAAGAACUCACAACGACCAGGGGCACGUAUUCUUGCCCGUUCCGAAAAGAAGAGAAAUGCAAUUUCGAGAGAUAACAAAUUAUCUAAUCAAACUGAAUUACUCACUGACCUGAUCAAUUAUAGGCAUUUUAAAGCUAUGGAGGAUGUUAUACAAUGGAAGAAUAAAAUCGCAUUAAAACGUUUUGGUACGGAAUUAAGAAAAUCUACAUCCAGUAAGAAGAAUCACUCCUUGAAGGAGUUGGUACCUACAAUACCUGAGAAAAUGAAAAAUAUUUUAGAGCAAUUAGAAUCUGCAACAGAAAUACCAAAAUGA
Maudiozyma saulgeensis is the source of this 3615-nucleotide messenger RNA. Lineage: Eukaryota; Fungi; Ascomycota; Saccharomycetes; Saccharomycetales; Saccharomycetaceae. The record is from the annotation of a GenBank genome assembly.